AUGUCUCGCAUUAGCAGUGAGGAACAACUCAACUUUUUGUUGAGCUGUGUGAAGAACUCAAACAAUGGAAAGGUCAACUUUGAUCUUGUGGCAAAGGAGUGCGAAAUUGUGAGCAAAGGCGCUGCAGCCAAGCGUUACGAACGCCUUAUGAAGGCGAACGGCAUCAACCCCAACGGCGGCGGCCCAGCAAUUGUUGCUGAUGGAGAGGUAGUAAAUUCUGGCGAAGCUACGACUCCAAAAAAGAUACGCAAGACCCCGGCUAGCAAAAAUGGAACUCCAAAGGAGCCCAAGAAUGAAACCCCUCGCAAGCGCAAGGGAAAGGCAGCUGUUGCUGAAACUCCGACUAAAAAGGCCAAAUCUAUUGAAAAAACCGAGGAAGAUGAGGAUAGCGAUGAGAACUCUACUGGUAUCAAGGACGAAUAUACCGACGCCCAGGACCCUAGCAACGACGAUGAGUAUCUCGAAACUGAAGUCUAG
Molecule: messenger RNA, 477 nt
Organism: Ophidiomyces ophidiicola
Lineage: Eukaryota; Fungi; Ascomycota; Eurotiomycetes; Onygenales; Onygenaceae
Exons: 3
Coding region: 1-477 (158 amino acids)
Source: RefSeq, a predicted model, not a curated record